GCAAGUAGUUGUUCAAGCCUGAGCAAAAAAACAUUUAUAAAAGUAACUUGAGAAAGAGAGGAAGAGAGGAUCUAACAGGAGAUGGCAGGGACGACGGUGAGCAUGGCGAUGAUGAUGCUUGUGGGCGCCAUCAGCAAGGCCGCCUCCGCUGCCGCUGCCGAGAUGAGCCUCCUCAUGGGCGUCCGGAAGGACAUCUGGUUCAUCAAAGAUGAGCUAGAGACCAUGUACGCCUUUCUUUUGGCCACUGAAGCAACAAAGAACAAAAACAUAUUGCUGAAGGUUUGGGCAAAGCAAAUAAGGGACCUGGCCUAUGGUAUUGAAGAUUGUCUUGAUGAAUUUAUGGUGCACGUGAAAAGCCAUAGCUUGUCUUGCCAGCUAUUUAAGAUAAAAGACCGUCAUCGCAUCGCCAACCAAAUUCGCAAUCUAAAAUCAAGAGUUGAAGAGGUGAGCAGUAGGAAUACACAUUAUAACAAGAUCAUGACCGAUGCCUCCAACAGUGUUGACAAGGUGAAUUCUUACAUGGAAGAUAUUCGCAGCCACUCAGCUGGCAACAUUGACGAGGCAGAGCUUGUGGGCUUUGUUAAGCCUAAAGAAGAGUUGAUUAAGAUGAUGGAUGUCAACGCUGGAGAUGGUCUUUCCAAGGUGAUUUGUGUUGUUGGCAUGGGCGGUUUAGGAAAGACUACUCUAGCAAGGAAGUUAUAUGAAAGUAAGGUAAACAUUGUUAGUAAAUUUUCUUGUUGUGCUUGGGUCACUGUCUCAAAAUCGUUUUCUAAGAUAGAGAUGCUCAAGGACAUGAUUAGGCAGCUUUUGGGUUCUGGUUCACUGAAGAAAUGCUUGAAUGAACUUGAAGGAAAGGAAGUGCAAGUAGAUGAUCUAGGCAACUACCUUAGAGAAGAGCUAGUGGAGAAGAGGUAUUUUAUUGUUCUUGAUGACUUGUGGACCAUAGAUGCAUGGAAGGGGAUAACGAAUAUUGCUUUUCCUGUUAGUAACAAUAAAUGUAGCCGGGUAAUAGUAACAACUAGAGAUGUUGGUUUGGCUGAGCAGUGCACUUCUGAAUCACUUAUCUACCACCUUAAACACCUCCAAAUUAGUGAUGCCACAAAUUUGCUACUUAGAAAGAGUAGGAAAACACGGGAAGACAUGAAAAAUGAUAAGAAAAUGAAGAUCGUGGUUACUAAAAUUAUGAAGAAGUGUGGCGGUCUACCACUGGCUAUACUCACUAUAGGAGGCAUUCUUGCCACCAAAAAGCUAACAGAGUCGGAAAGUAUUUACAAGCAGAUCCCCUCGGAACUCGAGAGCAACCCUAGCCUUGAAGCAUUAAGGAGCAUAGUCACUCUGAGUUACAACUAUUUGCCAUCUCAUCUCAAGUCAUGCUUUCUGUAUUUAAGCUUAUUUCCUGAAGAUUUUGAAAUCAAAAGGAGACGUGUGGUAGAGAGAUGGAUAGUAGAGGGGUUUGUUAGAACCAAUGGUGGAGUAAACAUCGAAGAUGUUGGAAUAAGUUACUUUAAUGAGCUAAUCAACCGAAGCAUGAUUCAGCCCUCAAGAGUGAACAUGGAAGGAAUCGUUAAGAGUUGUCGAGUACAUGAUAUCAUGCGUGAUGUCAUGGUCUCAAUUUCUAGAGAUGAAAAUUUUGUGAACAUUGCAAGUGGUAAUGCAGCUAGUCCUGUAGAGCAGAACUUCCGUCAUGUAUCAUACCAUGGUAGCAAGUGCCAAAACAUAGACACAUAUUGGUGCAAUAAUGUUCGCUCGGUGACUGUAUUUGGUGAGAGAUCCAUCGAGCAAUCAUCUCCAGUCUUUUCACAUGACUUAAGAAUGCUUAGAGCCAUGGAUCUAGAGGAUGCACAAUUUAAAAUCACCCAGAAAGAUAUAGAAAUUAUAGGACUGUUGCGGCACUUGAAGUAUGUGAAUAUUCAGUGUGGUAGCAAUUCACAUGUUUGCAAACUUCCAAGAUCUAUUGGUAAGCUACAAUACUUGCAAACUUUGGACAUACGUAACACAUAUAUCACAUCAUUGCCAGCUGAAAUUGGUAAACUCCAAAGUCUGCAUAGCCUCCGUUGUGGAAGAAAGUACUGGCACAAUGAUUCAGAUUCAUAUGUGCCAAUUGGAUGUUUGGUGGACACAUUGUGUCUACCCAUGAUGUUCACACCUUUGGGUAAUCCUGAUCUUCAUGAUUAUUUGAUUGCUGAGCUACGCAUGGUAUACUCUGGUCGUUGGUUCAAGUCUGAGGGUUUGAGGGUGCCCAAAGGAAUUGGUAACUUAAAAGAGUUACACAUAUUGGAGGUUGUGGACAUCAAGAGAACUUGUAGGAGAGCAACUAAAGAGCUAGGGAAGCUUACACAACUACAAAAACUGAGAGUUGUAGCAGAAGGAGCCUCCACGAAAAAAUGUAAGAUACUUUGUGCAGCCAUCGAGGAGCUAUCUUCCCUAUCAUCUCUUGGUGUGGAUGCUGGAUCACUCAAGUGGAUCGAUUCUAUAUCCUGCCCUCCCCCCUUCUUGAGGACCCUGAAGUUGGAUGGACUUCUUGGAGAGGUGCCAGGCUGGUUCAAGCAUCUUAUGAAUUUGGUGAAACUUUACCUUAAAGGGAGCCAUAUGAAGGAAGGAGGUAAAAGCAUGGAGAUAUUGGGGGCACUGCCUAACCUCAUGCUCCUUCAUCAAUAUUCAAAUUCUUAUGGUGGGGAGAAGCUCGUGUUUAAAGUGGGAUCAUUUCCAAAGCUACGGAAGCUUGACGUCUUUCUUCAUUGUAAAUUGACGGAGCUGAGAUUCGAGGAGGGCACCUCGCCCUACCUUGAAAAGAUAGAAAUUGGUGACUGCAUGUUAAGAUCAGGGAUUAUUGGUAUCCAACACCUUCCAAGGCUCAACGAGAUUUCACUUGGAGAUGGUUGUAAAGUGGCCAAACUUGGUUUACUGCAAGGCGAAGUGGAGGCACACCCCAACCAUCCUGUGUUGCGACUGCUCUGGGGAAGGGGUUACCAUGACCUUAGGGUAGUCACCGAUGUCUCCAGUGCUGCUGCACAAGUGAUAGAAGUAGCGACGGGACCAUCAGUUGUUCUUUCCGAGCAGGCAGCAGUAGGAGAGCGCUCCUCACAGGUGCUGACAGGGAGCGAUAGGUCAGCUAGCUAAUUUCGGUUUCGUUCAGUGACAUUAGCUUAGGUCUCUAAUUCUAAUUGUACACUUACAAAGUUACAAUCCAUCUCUCUUCUCUUCUAUUUUACUGCCUGUAGCAGCGAAGACGAUCUGCGCUGAUGACGAGUUUCUGGUUGAUGAUCGCUUCUCCGUCCUGAACAUUCCGCGCCUCGGUUGACAUGCUGGCCUCGCUUAGGUCGCUGCCUUCCAAUGCUAUACAGGGCAGAAGACAAGAUCCAUUGCACUACCCUACAAAAGAAGCUAUUGCUAAGCUGCAGAUAUUGUUAUGCUGCAAUUGGUCAUGAGGUUGAAUCUUCCAAGUUUGCUGCUAGUUACCUCCAAGUGUUUUUUACGCCGCGAAGGGCAGAGUGGUGCCACGUAUCUUCUGGGUAUUGGUGGUACGAAAGAGACAGAGCAAGAUCUCAGAUUGAAAUUACAAGUGACAGCUGUUAGCCCAGAGUUGGUUUCACCAUGGAGUUGAUCAACCCACUAGGGUACUGUUCGGAGACGCACUCAUCCCACCAUGCCAAGAUUUCUCCUGGAUAUUCUCCAUUUAUUUAUGUUCUGCAUGUCUACUCUGCUUCUGUAACGGAAGUGGGUAUGCUUGGGCCAUGUCAGGAUGCGAG
Molecule: messenger RNA, 3749 nt
Organism: Triticum aestivum (bread wheat)
Lineage: Eukaryota; Viridiplantae; Streptophyta; Magnoliopsida; Poales; Poaceae
Product: putative disease resistance RPP13-like protein 3
Exons: 3
Coding region: 82-3120 (1012 amino acids)
Biological process (GO): defense response to other organism
Molecular function (GO): ADP binding
Source: RefSeq, a predicted model, not a curated record